AUGAAAACAAAGGAACAAAUCAUGUUUGAUAUCACCAUGCCAAUCUCUUCUGUGGAUGAUUUAUCGGAGAGUGAUCGCUUAAAAUUAAAGGAUUACAACCGACAAGAUGAAGAAUCAAGCAGUACAAAAUUUGAGAAAAUUAUUCCAAUAUCGGAAGAGGAAGAAAUUCUGAUUAUUGAAAUUGAUGACAAGACUGGGACAUUGGAACGAUUAGACAUUGAAUAUGGAGAAGAUAAAAUUAAUAUUGAGAAAGUGUUAGCCCGAAGAAAAUGCAAAUUUGAUGACGAAGAUUAUGAAUAUUUAGUACAAAUAGAAAAUUUUCAAGACAAAAUUUGGGUUUCACAAAAGUAUUGUGAGAGACAAGGAAAGAAAGCUUGGAAUACAUUUCAAAACCAGUUGAAAAAAUCAGAUGAAAAAAGAGGGCAACUACUAAGGGAGGAAAAUCUCGUCAACUCAAUCUCUAAUACUCUAAUGAAAAUUUUAAAACGUGAGGACAAGUUAAAAUAUCUAGGCUCUUCAGAGAAUAUUUCAUUGGAAAGUAUUCCAGGUGUGAUAAUUUCUGAAGUGAUAGAAGAGCAUUUACACGAGUUGAUUGAGCAAGCAGAAAGUAUGAAAGAUGAAGAAACAGCACCAUCGAUAAAUUUUGACAAAAUUGAUAAUUCACUGAAAUCAUGCAUCGAUCAAUAUGUAGAGCAUUAUUUCAAAAAAAGAGAAGUAACAACAUGCACUCCAGCAACUACGUUAGAAGAAAUUAACAAGAAAAAACUAGCAAAAGCUCAAGAGAAUAUCAAAAUGAGGAAUGAGCUGGUUAGAUUUGCAAAAUAUAUCAAUCAGAGCUUAUGA
Messenger RNA from Naegleria fowleri, 843 nucleotides. RefSeq lists its product as uncharacterized. Bases 1 to 843 code for a protein of 280 amino acids. The record is from RefSeq and is a predicted model, not a curated record. The transcript is spliced from 2 exons. Lineage: Eukaryota; Heterolobosea; Eutetramitea; Acrasida; Naegleriidae.